UCGUGUGCAAAAUCUGUGCAAGAACGACAGCAAAGUACGAGAAGGAACUUUCUGGAACGAAAGAGGAGGACGAGCCACAACGUCAACUUGUGGACGCUGUUCGCAUGCAGCCUCGUGUUGUGUUCCACAGAGCAGAGCGGAAAGUGUUGCGAUCGUCGUGUGAAAAUGUGUGCAAGGAGGACAGCAGAGUACGAGGAGGAACUUUGUGGCCCAAAAGAGGAGAAGGAGCCACAACGUCAACUACUGGACGCUGCGUUCAAUCUGCAGCCUCGAAUUGUGCUACACAGAGCAGACGUCAGUGAAAAUCUUCAUCCUGAGCGGCAGCAGUCAGUGUCCCCUCACAUCAAAGAGGAAGAGGAGGAUGAAGAGGUUCAACACAUCAAAGAGGAGGAGGAAGAGUUCCUUCACAUUAAAGAGGAAGAGCAGGAGGAAAUCAUCAAGGUUCCAUCGACUGGUGUCCCUUUGAAGAGUGAAGAUGAAGGUCGAAGUGAGGAGAGACGAGGGGCGGAGCCACCAAACAGCAACAGCUCAAGUGAUGGAGACCACUGUGGAGGAUCACAAACAGACGGUGAUGAUGAUGAUGUUGAUGAUGAACAGUUGGAAGGUGAUAUGACAUGUCACACUGCCAAUAAAUGCUGGAAAUGUUCUAAAUGUAGGAAAACCUUUGCUUCUAAGAGCAAUUUCAAACGACACAUGAAAAUACACACUGGAGAGAAGCCUUUUGCAUGCUCAGUUUGUGGUCAAAGGUUCUCUCAAAGGGGACAUUUGACACGUCACACAAGAACACACACAGGUGAGAAACCUUUUGCCUGCUCAGUUUGUGGUCAAAGAUUCUCUCACAAGGAAAGCUUAAAAAUACACACACGAACCCACACUGGUGAGAAACCUUUUGCCUGCUCAGUUUGUGGUCAAAGAUUCUCUCACAAGGAAAGCUUAAAAAUACACACAAGAACACACACUGGAGAGAAGCCUUUUGCCUGCUCAGUUUGUGGGCAAACUUUCUCUCAGAAGGGAACCUUAAAAAUACACACAAGAACGCACACUGGAGAGAAGCCCUUUGCCUGCUCAGUUUGUGGUCAAAGAUUCUCUCACAAGGGACAUUUGACAGGUCACGCAAGAACACACACUGGAAAGAAGCCUUUUGCCUGCCCAGUUUGUGGUAAACGAUUCUCUGAAAAGGGACAUUUGACACGUCACGCAAGAACACACACUGGAGAGAAGCCUUUUGCCUGCUCAGUUUGUGGUCAAAGAUUCUCCCAAAAGCAAAGCUUAAAAAUACACACAAGAACCCACACUGGUGAGAAGCCUUUUGCCUGCUCAGUUUGUGGUCAAAGAUUCUCUGAAAAGGGAACUUUAAUAACACACACAAGAACACACACUGGUGAGAAACCUUUUGCCUGCUCAGUUUGUGGUCAAAGAUUCACUCACAAGGGACAUUUGACAAGUCACACAAGAACACACACUGGAGAGAAACCUUUUGCCUGCUCAGUUUGUGGUCAAAGAUUCUCUCACAAGGAAAGCUUAAAAAUACACACACGAACCCACACUGGUGAGAAACCUUUUGCAUGCUCAGUUUGUGGUCAAAGAUUCUCUCUAAAGGAAAGCUUAAAAAUACACACAAGAACACACACUGGAGAGAAGCCAUUUGCCUGCUCAAUUUGUGGGCAAACUUUCUCUCAGAAGGGAAACUUAAAAACUCACACAAAAACACACACUGGUGAGAAGCCUUUUGCAUGCUCAGUUUGUGGUCAAAGAUUCUCCCAAAAGGAAAGCUUAAAAAUACACACAAGAACACACACUGGAGAGAAGCCUUUUGCCUGCUCAGUUUGUGGUCAAAGAUUCACUCACAAGGGACAUUUGACAGGUCACACAAGAACACACACUGGUGAGAAGCCUUUUUCCUGCUCAGGUUGUGGUCAAAGGUUCUCUCGUCAGGCUCGGGUUAAGACACACAAGUGUCCUGGUGAGACAAGCAGUGAUCAAUAAGUUUUUAAUGCAAAUGUAAAUGUUUAAUAUAAAAGUAAUGUCUAUGUUACUGACAUAAAUCUACAUGCUUGUAUUCUGUGUACCAGCUUUUAUUGUAUGUAUCUUCUUCUUGUCCGUAUAGUUUCUGAAAGCCCCGUGAGUGUUGACAGCAAUGUAAGAUAUCCAACGUAAUACCAGCUUGAACAAGGCGGUGUUUGGAAACUCGAGCAAUUUCCUGAAAAGUUGUCAUUUCGAAGGUGAGGGGAUUCCACCUGACAGCUGCGAUAUACAAAUAUGACCAAUUACUGCCACUUCAUAGUAUGGUACAUUCCUUUUCCCACACCAGCUAUGCCAGUGCUUUUCAAUUUUCAAUUUUGUUGAUGAAAAAGGGGUGUUCGAAAGGGAAUUAGUUCUUUACCAAUUGCUCCAAAAUGUAUUGAUAUUAUUGGAAAUGAGUGCCAGUUUCAUUUUCUUGAGCAUGCAUGCAUUUUGUCCAAUGUUUUAGUGAUGUCAAUAUCAAAUAAGUGAAUGAUUGAUUGAAAUAGACUGUAAAAAAAAAACUGACUUUUGGUGCGAAACUGUAACGUGUAUAUGUGAUCCUGAAUAAAGUACACUGCUUAAAACAGUGA
Phyllopteryx taeniolatus (common seadragon) is the source of this 2594-nucleotide messenger RNA. Its product is annotated as gastrula zinc finger protein XlCGF57.1-like. Bases 166 to 1986 code for a protein of 606 amino acids. The record is from RefSeq and is a predicted model, not a curated record. NCBI's taxonomy places the organism in Eukaryota, Metazoa, Chordata, Actinopteri, Syngnathiformes, Syngnathidae. The transcript is spliced from 3 exons.